AAGGCGGAUUUCCUCUCCAUACUUUGUUUAUGUCGCAAGCUGUCUGACAGCAACUAGUUAACUGGAGUGUUUAGUGGUAUAUUUCGUCGGAAAACCUUUCCCUAUUAAUGAGUGCAUAUACAUAUAUACAACUGUAGGUUCCUGGAUGUUGAUGAUGGAAUAUUUUGUUGAAUGAAGCGAACGCCCCGGGUGCCAAUAGGAUGAACUCCAUCACCGGUCGGGAUCUCGCUGUCCCCGCUGCUUCUGUCACAAACUCUGGAUCUUCAUCUUCACGAGCUUUGCACGUAGAACUCACCUCUCAACAGAGGCGGUUACGUCAUCUCCGAAGCAUCGCUGCUCGAAACAUCGUGAACAGGAAUGGUUCUCCUCUGCUGGACACGUACUUCACCCUCCAUCUCUCUCUGGAGGACCGCAUAUCCAGAGGCUUUUACAAGAGUGAAGUCAUCCGGGAUUCACUGAAUCCAACAUGGCGGAGUUUAGACUUUGGCAUGCUGCCGGACCUGCUGGACACGUCCGUGUCCAGCUUCGUGGUGAGGAUCUGGGGCGGGCGAGAGCAGCAGUACCUGAUGAUGUCGUGCUUCCUGCAGAUUCCCCUCAGGUACCCGGUCAUCCACAAGGGCUCGCGCUCCUCCAUCAAGGACACCAUCACCGACAAGCUGAGCGAGAAGGAGAGAGAGUUCCCUCUCUACCCCAGAGGAGAGCGCUUUCAGUUUGAAUAUGGUGUCUACUUGCUCAACAAGAACAUUGCUCAGCUGAGGUAUCAGCACGGCCUGUCCACACCCGACCUGCGCCAGACUCUGCCCAACCUCAAGAACUUUCUGGAACACGGCCUCCUCGUCAAAUGUGACCGGCACCAAGUGUCCAGCUCCAUCCCGGUUCCACCCAAGGCCCAGCUCAGCGUAUCCGGGGCGUCCGCGUCCGAGGUGGGCUUCCCCAGCCACACCAGCUCCCCGGACCGGGGCCUCAGGAAGAGGGCCAGCUCAGAGGCUGACAAGCUCAAGUACAAGGCCUCGCCGCCGACCAGCUACAGCACAGCCAUGGCCCAGGCAGGGGAGGAGGCAGGGGGAGGAGGGCUGGUGCUUUCAGGAGCCUCCCCCAAGCACAUGUCCACCUCCCUGGAUGCCUGCAUCAACCUGGCCAAGACCGGGGAGGGGGAGGGGGAUGGAGGUGGGGGAGGAGGAGUUAGAGAUGGAGAGACCGAGGUGUCGGUGGGGGAAGAGCAGCCUGCUGCUACCAGCACCUCUGGGUCAGGGUCACUCACUCCUGUGGACGACACCGGGGAGGAGGCGGAGCUGGCCGUCCCCGAACGCCAGCACGACGGGGCCAUGAACGGUUUGGCGGUGCCUGGGGAAGGCCCGGCGGGGCCGUUGAUGCCCGCAGGCCUAGCCCCCGAGAUGUGCUGCUCGGUGGAGCAGGCUGAGGAGAUCAUGGGCACGGAGGCCACAGGCCUGGGGCUGGGCCUGGGCCUGGGGUUGGGGCUGGGGUUGGGGUUGGGGCUGGGAGAUGGGGCCCGGAUGGAGGACUACCCCUGCAUCCCCGUGGAGCACGCCGUGGCGGUGGAGUGUGACGAGCAGGUCCUGGGGGAGCUGGAUGCCGCCGGCUUCGAGGAGUUCUCCAGACGCAUCUAUGCACUUAACGAGAACAUGUCCAGCUUCCGCCGGCCGCGCAAGAACUCUGAGAAGUGAGGCGGGGGGACAGGGGGGAGGGGCCAACCCAGGGGUCAGGGAGGGCCGAGAGGAAAGGGGAGGAGUCCAGCGUGGGGACGUCAUCUCUUGAACGUCAACGGAAAGAAAAUACGACAUAGGAGCUUCGAUGUGGAAUUACGACCAAUUUGCACUUCUCUGAAACAUUUCUCUAGUCAUCCAUUAAAUUGAAAUAAAGCGAAUGUUUUGUGUGGUUGAAGAGCAUCCCGGACCUUCUUUGCAUGGCGGUUUACUGUGACUGACUGACUGCGUGUCUGUGUGUAUGUGUGUGUUGCCUACACACAUCUAGGGGCUCAAGCAUAGUGGUAGACCUGCACAGCGGAACGAGCUGCUCAAUCCUGCCAAUGACCUUGGACCUAAAUCUUGUGUCAAUCGACACCUCAGAGUGAGGCGGGACCUAAGAUCAGUAAUAGCCCAAUCAGAUGCUUUGUUACUACUCCACCUUCGCAGUGGACAGGCAUGGUCUGUCUGCAUCUCUUCAGGUUGAUGAGAUCAUAGGAGGAUAAAGUUGGUAGCUUAAUGGCACAUGCCAGGGAUACUGUGCAAUUGUUUUUCUGUCCUUUUACAUGUCUGCAUUCUCUUUUAGGACCUUCGAAUACACUGUCACUGUCAAGUCCCAUAGAUCACAAAUUUGGUCCACAAAAGAGUACAGAACGACCUGUACGAUGCGCUUUAAAUAUCACACUGGGACCUGAACUGUACAGUGAUACUUUUAUUUGAAUCCUCUGUCCAUGAUUUGUCUGUCUUCAGAUUUUUCUGCCAAAAUGGCUGUUUCCUUGCACUGCUGUGCAUUGGCAAGUAUGUGUGUUAUUUAUAAUGUCUCUCACUGAGUUAUGUGAAUUUGUUUGGAAGGUUUCCCCCCCCGCUCCUGCUCUCUUUCCCCAUGGUGGGACAUCACUCAUUGACGUUGCCCAAUGUUCAAAUCUGUCACCUGGGUAUUUGUCUUUCUUGCAAGAGCCACAGAUUAUCUCACCAUUGAAAGCUGGUAUAGUCUACUGCCUUGCAUUGCCUGCCGUACAAAGAUGGACCCCCCCCCCCCCCCACAAAAAAAAAAAACAUGGGAUCGUUUUUUAUUUCCUUUUAUUAUGAUCAAGUACUGUGGUUAAAGACUGUUGAAAUGUAUCGUAUUUAAGCUGCAAGAUGGGACAUUUGUUGAUCAUUUCCAUAACCUGCUAAAGUAUGUGACCUUGUACAUAUAUACUUUUGUAUGGAGGCUGUUUUAUUAUUAAAGACUUACAGUCCAGUGGUAUGGCUGUGAAGCUCCCUUUG
Molecule: messenger RNA, 2972 nt
Organism: Hypomesus transpacificus
Lineage: Eukaryota; Metazoa; Chordata; Actinopteri; Osmeriformes; Osmeridae
Gene: uvrag
Product: UV radiation resistance associated gene
Exons: 8
Coding region: 201-1685 (494 amino acids)
Biological process (GO): SNARE complex assembly
Cellular component (GO): endosome; lytic vacuole
Molecular function (GO): SNARE binding
Source: RefSeq, a predicted model, not a curated record